Messenger RNA from Dreissena polymorpha, 779 nucleotides. RefSeq lists its product as uncharacterized. NCBI's taxonomy places the organism in Eukaryota, Metazoa, Mollusca, Bivalvia, Myida, Dreissenidae. The record is from RefSeq and is a predicted model, not a curated record. The transcript has 7 exons. The coding region runs from base 45 to 605 and encodes 186 amino acids.
UUCUAUUAACUUCCUGUAUUUGCUUUCGGUCAUAUGGUCCUGUUAUGCUUUACGAGCGGAGUGUGGUGCAAGAUUAUCUCUUAGAGAACAUGGACCACGACGAUGACGAGUGCUGUGGUUGGUGUUUUUCUUGUUUCAACGAGGAGCAACCGAACAAACGCAAUGAAGCCCGACAGGAACAGGAGAUUCAGGAGCUCCGAAUAGAAAAUGAAAAAUUGAAAAGAGAAAAAGAUGAUGCUUUAACAAGAUUAAGCGAAGUCAUGUCUGUAAAACUGAGAGACAACAAUCCGAACAUCGCCGAUCUCAGUGACCUCUUCAGACCUACAAAACUGGCGGAGAUGUUUAGUGAACUGUACGACAACCAGUGGACUAAUGCUUUCACCGUCUUACAAGACCAGCUGUCAGAGAAAAGCGCUGUCGAAUUUUUGCUAGAUGUCUUUUUACUCGCCUACGAUUUUUGUUCGAGUGAACUGCAGAAGACGUGGCAAUUUGUCUGUAAAUGGUAUAUUAACGAGGAUACUAACACGCAGUUACGAAAACAAUUGAAAGAUGCAAGGAAAGCAAAAGUUUGCUCCUUUCUGAGGAGGUCGCUAAAGUGUUCCUGAGGUAUAUGUACAACGUUUGCAGCGAUGAAAAGGUGAAAGGCUUGCUAUCUGGACCAUUUGUGAAUGGUUACAUUUUGGAAAGCGUGAACAUUGCACUACUCAUGUGUGCCUGCGAUCCACCAGUUGUGGUGGCAUGUCCUGGUUUAGAAGGCAGGCCUGUCUAUUCGAAUAACU